ACAGUAAAUAUCCCUCUGGACAAAGAGGAGAAAUUAAGGAAGUUAAAAUUAGGCCACGAAAUUUUGAUGAAGUUAUUAAAGUUACUUUUUCUAAUUCGGGUUUCAACCAGAGAAAAUUUAGAACAGUAACAGAAGAAUGGAAAGAAGAAAUAGGGGGAGGAAGUUACACAGGAGAAGAUAAUCCGCCCAGCAAUUUUCCUGGAGGUCGUUAUUUUACCAAUCCAGAAAAUGCCUAUGACCCUUACUUACACCUCGAAUUAACUUUUCUAAAUAAUCCCGAACUAACCAAAGAAGAUAUAGAAAUUCUCAGAAAUCCGCCCCAGGGGGUUGUUUUCAACUUGCCAACAAGAAAGGAAAGAGAAUUAGAAAAGCAACUCAAUGAACGUAUUUCUCCCGAGGAACUUGCUGAAAUCUUCCAAGUUCAAAUGGACUUUCAAGAAAAGUUAAGACAAGAAAAAGAACAAAACAGAAUUCUUCGUGAACAAUUGGAGGAAAUUUUACAAAGAAACGAACAGGAACAAUUAGUUGCCAGGAUUGAAGUUAAUAAUCAUCUAAGUGUUGACCGCACCGGAAAUCUUAUUAAUGCUGUUGAGUAUGACGAAAAUGGAAAUAUUUUAUGCAUUGGUAAAAAUAAUAUUGAGAAUUGGGAACAAAUUUUUCAAACUAUUAGAAAUUAUAUGGCAAAUCGUCCUCAUCAAUUUAGGCUUGGGGACAACACUCAAGAUGAAUCACCUCAUUUAAAUAAUGGUACUAAUUUAAUUACUUCUUUGCUAACGGGUUCUAAUGGUCGAACUAGAACUAGAAAAAUAUUCCAUCAAAGCGGCAAUAGUCUUCACCCGGCUGCUUUUACCGAAGAGCAAUUUGAGGAACUAAAAAAUCUAAUUCCUAAUUCUUGUAAAAUUAGAGGUUGUUACACUCUUUUUGCCGACCCUUAUCCAUAUGGAGCUAUGCAGCCUGAUACCUACACAGUAACUAAUAAUGUCUGUUUAUAUCAUCGAGCAAUGGGAGAAACUUAUAAUGGAGACGGACACAAUAAUAACCCCCCCCCUACUACUCAAACUAUUCAAUUUACCAUUGGAACGGUCGAAAAGAAUGGGGACCUCUCUGCUGGCAAUACCAUCACUAUCACUAAUGCUCAAUUUGGUUCAACGAAGAAACCAGGAAUGAACCCAGGAGGAGGAAGUUAUGGCACUUUUGUCCGAAGAACUUCUGAAAACACUGCUCUGGAUUUCUUUGAAGAAGAGACUUUCCAAUUCUUGGAUGAAUCCCAACCGCUUAAUAGUCCUGACAAUAGUCAAAUUAAUGCUAACAAUGAGAAAAUUAAACAAGUGAAGUUAAAUUUAAAAUCCAACAUUUAUCGGAUAUAUAACAAUAAUAAAAGAAAACUAGAUGAGAAAAAAAACCGUUCCAACACUAAUAUCCCCAAAAGCGAAUUGGAAAAAUUAAGAGAGGAAGUCAAACAAAAAAUAUUUGAGGUUUUAAAUGACAAAUAUAACCUUCGAUACAUCAAUCUAACCACAUUGGCUAACGGGAAAUAUCAAAAUUGGGAAGAAGAUAUCGAUAAAUUGGCUACUAGUAGUGAGAUUAAUGAUUAUGUUGGAGUUUUUUUAACGGCUUUGAAAGAGGCAGGUGCUAAGGAAAAAGAGCAAGCAAAGAACAAAAAAGAUAG
Ambispora leptoticha is the source of this 1669-nucleotide messenger RNA. The record is from the annotation of a GenBank genome assembly. Lineage: Eukaryota; Fungi; Glomeromycota; Glomeromycetes; Archaeosporales; Ambisporaceae.